This is a messenger RNA of Capsella rubella, 801 nucleotides long. RefSeq names its product agamous-like MADS-box protein AGL80. The coding region runs from base 66 to 557 and encodes 163 amino acids. Gene Ontology annotation, molecular function: RNA polymerase II cis-regulatory region sequence-specific DNA binding; protein dimerization activity; DNA-binding transcription factor activity, RNA polymerase II-specific. Lineage: Eukaryota; Viridiplantae; Streptophyta; Magnoliopsida; Brassicales; Brassicaceae. The record is from RefSeq and is a predicted model, not a curated record. The transcript has a single exon. Gene Ontology annotation, biological process: positive regulation of transcription by RNA polymerase II.
UUACCCAUUAGUAUUUGAAACCACACAAAUCCUCCUAUCCUUCUUCUUCAAACAUUUUUUUCACCAUGGGUAGGAGAAAAGUUACACACCAAUUGAUCACCGACAACGCCACUCGCCGAGCUACAUUUCAAAAACGCAAAGCUGGUUUACUGAAAAAGAUCAAUGAAUUAACCAUCCUUUGUGGUUUACCAGCUUGUGCUAUCAUUUACAGCGAGUACAAGGAUGGUCCUGAGCUCUGGCCAAACGUUAACGAGGUUCGUUCUCUUCUUGACAGGUUAAGCGAGCUUCCAGUUGAGAAACAAAUCAAAUACAUGAUGGACCAAAAGGAUCUCAUGGAGAAAAUGAUUAAGGACGCAGAGAAGAAGUUGGAGAAGGAGAAGAAGCAUACUCAUGCUAUGAAUCUUGGGAUAAUGGCUUCAACCAAUGAUCUAACCACUGAAUCAGAUUGUUCAGAGGAACUGGUUAAAGCAGCCGAAGUGGUUGACAAGAAGCUCAAACUCAUCCAAGAGAGAAUCAAGGCUGUGGAAGCAGGAGCCCCCAUCAUCAUGAGAGAUUAGUCUUAUAAAAAAAUUAUUAUCUUAUUAUCUAAUUUAAUCUCAUCGUUUUUAUAAUUGUUUUCAGAUUACGAUGUUUGGAUUAAUGGUGUUGACAUUUAUGUUCUAUGAUUUAUGCUUUGCAUUCUUAAGAAGGACUAGGAGAAUUGUAUCAAUCUCGUUGGCCUUUGUGUUGUGUAAUUUUUCAUAGAUUUAAUAGAAUGGAUACCAUGAGUGAUAUAUUCGGUUUAUGACCAGAUUUGUUUUA